Molecule: messenger RNA, 453 nt
Organism: Panicum virgatum (switchgrass)
Lineage: Eukaryota; Viridiplantae; Streptophyta; Magnoliopsida; Poales; Poaceae
Exons: 2
Coding region: 16-432 (138 amino acids)
Source: RefSeq, a predicted model, not a curated record
CUUUAAAUCUUGGGUAUGCCUAGGCAUACAGGGGCAUACCCCUGGCGCCGCCACCGGAACUCAUACGAGGUGGUGACUGAGUGUCGAAAGAAUGAACCUGAGAGGCCAUCCUUGGCUGCCGCGGAGAAACCCUACCAGGCCCCUUUUGCUAGGGUGACAUCGCUGGAGAAUGCUUCAGACUACAGUCCAUUGCCUGUGCAAGAAUCAGAAUCGCUUGUGCCUGCAGAUAACAUUAAGGCUCGAGUACCUGAGCCUGUGCACUCUUCACUUGACGGCAAUGAGGUAAAUGAAAAACCUCGAAGCAAAGAGCCAAAAGGAUUUAGGAAACUUUUAAAAUUUGGCAGGAAAAACCACGCUUCUGCUUUGACAGAGGGUGCAGUGGAUUCUGAUGCAUCAUCAGUUGAUGAAUCCCCAGCGGGAGAUGGUAUGUAGUCUGUCUGUUGACACUAACUU